Molecule: messenger RNA, 1301 nt
Organism: Sinocyclocheilus anshuiensis
Lineage: Eukaryota; Metazoa; Chordata; Actinopteri; Cypriniformes; Cyprinidae
Product: NXPE family member 1-like
Exons: 7
Coding region: 31-1194 (387 amino acids)
Source: RefSeq, a predicted model, not a curated record
AAGCUGCCAUAAAAUAGGAGAACAACAGACAUGGCCAGGCCAUCUAAGAAGAAAUCAAGUGCACCAGUCUGCAGGUUAAGACCAUAUGCAGUACUACAGGCUUGUAUUCUUUGGACAUUGUUCUGUUUGGCUCUAUGGGCAUUGAAUGGUGGGAUCCACAUCAAACAAAUUCAGCCCGCCAGACCUAAACCAGUUCCUCAAAAUAACAGUUCAUCCAUAAUAUCCGCGUUUGACAUGGGAAUCAGUGAUGAGGAGUGGGGAAGACUACAGAAGGCUAUUGACUGGCCUAUUCCAGAUCAAGAAAUCACUCAUCUGAAUCAGAGCACAAGUCCAGUCCACUCAACUUUCUCUAUUGUGGGACUCAAAGAGAGUUACAAAGUGGGAGAAAAGAUCUCUGUUGCUAUCACAGCCAGAGACCACAACAAGAACCUGAAAAGAUAUGGAGGAGAUUUUUUCAAAGCAAAACUUUUCAAUGCAGAGCUAAAGGCGAGUGUGUACGGGGAGGUUGUGGAUCAUCGUAAUGGGACUUACUCUGUUGCUCUUCUUCUGCCCUGGGAAGGUCAGGCACAAGUUCCUGUUCGUCUUGAGCACUCCAGCGAGGUUGUGCAGAUUCUUAAAAAAUACAGGGAGUCUUCAUUCCCACGCAGCCACUAUAAUGGCUACUUUGAAGGGCCAGGACUCAAUAAAACUAGGGUCCAUGAAGUAGUAGAAUGUAAUCUUAAGUGGGGUGCAGAUGGAAGCUGGAUGAAAGGCGACUGCUGCUGUGAGUAUAAGGAUAUAAGAACAGAGACGGUAUGGCAGUGUGAGAGACCAAAGGAACUUUCCUGUGACAAACUGGUUCAUCACUCAUACGGACGUUUGGAAAGCCCAUUACAUCUUUUUGAGCAGCAGCUUUUUACAAAGAAUUUAACAAAUGUUGCUAUUAGUGGAGACAAAAAAAUCAUAAAUGUCCUUCCCAACACUGCAUCCAUUGGCACAAUGGAGAAAUGCAGGUCUGGCAUGACGACACCGGUUCCUGCAGGGUUUUAUUUGAACGAUGUCUGGAAGUCUUUUGUAUGCAACACUCGACAGUUCAGUCCUGCACAAAUGGGAAACUGUCUUAAAAACAAGAUUGUCUAUUUGAUGGGAGACUCCACCACAAGGCAGUGGUUUGAGUUCUUAGAAAGAAACGUGCCAGAAUAUUUUUCAAAGUGACUGGCUCAUGCUGCAGUUGGACACAGUGAUGCGGGAGAUGUUCAGAGACAUUGAUGGAGUCAUCUUCUUAGAUGUCUGGCAGAUGACUUCCUGUCACUAUCUACGUG